UGCAAAGGGGGCCUUGCCCGAUCUCUCACGGCUCGGCUCGACCACGCUCCGCGGGGUUGAGGCGCGAUGGAGUCGGUAGUGGAGGAGCUGAUGCCCCGCCUCUUACCGGUGGAACCCUGCGACUUGGCUGAAGACUUCGACCCCUCCGUGCCACCUCGGACACCCCAGGAAUAUCUGAAACGGGUCCAGCUUGAAGCAGCACAAUGUCCAGAUGUUGUGGUGGCACACAUUGAUCCAAAGAAGUUGAAAAGAAAGCAAACAGUGAAUGUUUCACUUUCAGGGUGCCAGCCAGCUCCUGAAGGAUAUUCUCCAACAAUUAAAUGGCAACAGCAACAAGUAGCACAAUUUUCAACUAUUCGUCAGAGUGUGAACAAGCAUAGAAAUCACUGGAAAUCACAACAUUUGGAUAACAAUGUCACCAUGCCAAAAUCUGAAGAUGAAGAAGGCUGGAAAAAGUUCUGUCUUGGUGAAAAGUUAUAUGCUGAAGUGACUCUUACAACAGCUACAGGUGAAAAUCCAGGAAUAAACUAUGUGCAGAUUGGUUUUCCUCCUUUGCUUAGUAUUGUUAGCAGGAUGAAUCAGGCAACAAUAACUAGUGUCCUAGAGUACCUGAUUAACUGGUUUGGAGAAAAAGACUUUACUCCUGAAUUGGGAAGAUGGCUCUAUGCUUUGUUAGCUUGCCUUGAAAAACCAUUAUUACCUGAAGCUCAUUCAUUAAUUAGGCAACUUGCAAGAAGAUGCUCUGAAGUGAGAGUCUUAGUGGAGAGUAAAGAAGAUGAAAGAGUACCUGCUUUGAAUUUAUUAAUCUGUUUGGUGAGCAGGUACUUUGAUCAGCGUGACCUGGCUGAUGAACCUUCUUGAUAGAAAGAUAUAAAAAUAAUCUUCAAUUGUAGAAUACUUAUGAUGUAAAAGAAACAAGCAACAAGGCAGAUUUCAUCAAAAUUUCAGUGUUUUGUAAGAAUCUUAAAUUUGAUAUAUUACUGAAAUUGAUGUUCUUCGCAAGAUCAAUGUUGUGUUUAAGACUCAUUUGGCUGAGCGGCAUGUCACAUAGUUAGCAAUUAGUUUUAUUCAAAAGUGUCUUCAGUUGCAAACCUUUCAGAAAUAUUAAAGUCAUUCAAUAAGUGAAAUGCCUUGUAUAAUAACCUUUUUUAAGUAAUACAUGUUUUUAAAGUUCCUAAAUAAUGAAUGCUGAAGAUACUUGAUGGAAAUAAGUUUUAAAAUUCCUUUUGCUGAAAGUAAAAAUUAAGAAAUUAAGAAAGUAAAAAGUAAGAAAUAUUAAGUAAAAUAUUAAGAACAUAUUGACCAAAACAAAAUGCAUCAACGUUAGGAAAUGAGAUAAUAUUUAUUGCGAUAAACUCAUGAGGAAUACUUAAUAUAAAAGAUUUGAACAUGUGUAACAUGUUUUAAAUUGUGCGAAAUGAAUAUUCCUAUUAUCUACUACAGUUGAAGAAUGGACAUUCUCAAUUACCCAUUACUGAAUGUAGUGAAAUUGACCUCAACAAAUAAUCUUUGCAUGUGAAGAGUCAUCCUGAUUGGUCUCAUGUUUUUAGAGCUAUAGUUCUUUAUUCGUUUAUCGAAUCUAGUAUCCAACCCAUAAAUUUCCUUCAUCUGCUUUCUUGCCAAGAUUUACCUCCUUUCUAGAAUUCUACUUUUGCUGAACCCAGAAAUUAUCUUCCAGGAUGUUUUUGUAGUGCUAUGAGUGGAUUUAAAAUAAAAGUUUUUUCAUACAGA
Molecule: messenger RNA, 1731 nt
Organism: Antechinus flavipes (yellow-footed antechinus)
Lineage: Eukaryota; Metazoa; Chordata; Mammalia; Dasyuromorphia; Dasyuridae
Gene: GEMIN2
Product: gem nuclear organelle associated protein 2
Exons: 10
Coding region: 67-861 (264 amino acids)
Biological process (GO): spliceosomal complex assembly; spliceosomal snRNP assembly
Cellular component (GO): nucleus; SMN complex; spliceosomal complex
Source: RefSeq, a predicted model, not a curated record